CUGAUAAAUAAAGUGUUCGAUGACAAAAUGAAUAAUAAUGCACCAGAGCUGAAAUUCCGUACAUAUUCAACACAUGACGUCAACAUUGGCGCUGUGUUGGCUGCUUUAAACAAUCUUCGCAUAGAAAUUAUUAAUUACUGUUCAACUCUUAUUUUUGAGCUUUACUCCGGAGCAAGGGGCAAGUACUUCAUUCGAAUUCUUUUCUUGAACACUCAAAAUAUCGACAAGUUCAAUCAAACUCCUAGAGUUAUAAUCUUGCCUGGAUGCGAAGAAUAUUGCCCUUAUCAAAAAUAUCUGAAGUUCACAAAUGUUUAUGCAAGCACCGAUUAUGAGAAGGAAUGCGAUAUUGAUUCAUAUGAGGAGAAUGUUAUCACAUCUGAACUCUCUGCUUAAAAUUUGAAGACAUUUUUAAUGCUUCUACUAUGAAAAGUAAGUGUGCAUCUGCUUUUAUUGGAUCCAAGUCCUUAAACCUUGCAAGCUACUAUAUAGCAUUUAUAUAAUUACUGCAAUAAAAAUUAUUCUUUCUUAGUAUUGAUAAAA
Molecule: messenger RNA, 540 nt
Organism: Parasteatoda tepidariorum (common house spider)
Lineage: Eukaryota; Metazoa; Arthropoda; Arachnida; Araneae; Theridiidae
Product: lysosomal acid phosphatase-like
Biological process (GO): dephosphorylation
Molecular function (GO): phosphatase activity
Source: RefSeq, a predicted model, not a curated record